Nasonia vitripennis (jewel wasp) is the source of this 1824-nucleotide messenger RNA. Its product is annotated as alcohol dehydrogenase 1-like. The record is from RefSeq and is a predicted model, not a curated record. Gene Ontology annotation, molecular function: oxidoreductase activity, acting on the CH-OH group of donors, NAD or NADP as acceptor. The transcript is spliced from 5 exons. Gene Ontology annotation, cellular component: cytoplasm. NCBI's taxonomy places the organism in Eukaryota, Metazoa, Arthropoda, Insecta, Hymenoptera, Pteromalidae. The coding region runs from base 771 to 1085 and encodes 104 amino acids.
UAAGAUUAACGACACCUUCGUACAGUUUAUAAGAUAUUGCUGAUUAUGCAAGUGACAGUGACGGAUGUAAGCGUCUGAAUGAUUUUAAUUCAUUGUAUUUUUAUCUCUUAAUCAUUUAUAGCUGCACAGUGCGUGAGUUCACAUCUAUACUGUUAGACAUUUGAGUUUAAAUUUUAAGUUAAAAAAUGGAAAUAACUGACAAAGUAGCUGUUGUAAAUGGUGGGUUAGGUGUAAUCGGUUCUGCAACUGUCAAAUACUUACUAACGAAUGGAGCCAAGUAUGUUGCUAUACUGGAUGUACAUGAAAGCCAUAGCGACGUUGUGAUAAACAGAAUUAAAGAAUUAGAAACCGAACUUGGAAAAGGAAAAUUUACAUAUUACGCUUGUGAUGUCACCAAAGUGCAUAAUUUUACAACAAGUCAUCCAACAGCAAAAUCAUGUCGAUAUACUUAUCAACUGUGCUGGAUUUCUUAAUGAUCGACAAAUUGACUUGACGAUCGACACUAAUUUUAUAAGUAUUAUAAUACUGUAUAUUAUAUUAAUUAUGUAGUUUUUAGUAUUUUUACAUUAUUUAAAAUCAAUUGAUUUAAUCUUCACUGCAAAUAUCGACGAUUAAAUAUUGUAUUGUAUUGCUUCAUCUUGCAGUCCAUAUAACUCACAUGUAAAAUACAACAGUCGAGCUUGUUCAAUAAAAUACAUGUGAUCAAUGUUAAUCACAAUAAAUAAUUAUAGAAAGCAACAGUCAACUGCACGCUGGUAGCGAUCGAUCACAUGGGAAAUCACAAGGGUGGAAAAGGUGGUGUAGUGGCAAACAUCGCUUCGAUUGUGGGUCUCAUGAUAACUCCAGCCGCACCUAUCUAUGCUGCUACGAAACACGACAUUAUUUCUUUCGUCAAGUCAAUGGAGGGACAUAACGAAACAUUGGGCGUACGCGUAGUUUGCAUAUGCCCUCACCUCACGGAUACCAGCAUGGUAGCCAAUCUGGAAGAAAAAAACCUCCUGUUAGACUUUUGCAAGGACUUAAUCCACGAAUCAUAUAAAACAAUGAAGCAGAAACCAGAAACCGUUGCAUCGGCUAUAAUAUAAAUCAUCAAAAAGGGAAACCUGGGGCUGUUUGGAUAACAGAGAAGGAUGAGCAGCCGUACGCAGUUAGAGCGGACACUGACAUUAGAAAAUUGCGAGAAGAAAUAUGAUAAUGUUAUCGGAACGCAAAGUAUCAUAACGAAGUGACUUAAUUGUAAAGCCGAGUAAAAAAAGCUUUGUUUGGCGAGUAGUUUAUUAUCUCUUUGAUUCAAUUAUCGUUUUAGAAUAAAAAAUUAUACGUUCAUUAAAUUUAUCUUAUCACAUAUCAGAUGGCGUUUUGGAUUGACCAUUCAUCGUCUGGAAAGACUUUGAGCAUGUUCUCGUGGCAUCGUUGAAUAAAAUUCCGAAAAGAUCUGACUUCUUACUGUUAUCCGUUCGCUCCACUCGAAAAUAACAUUAUACUUCCAAAACCAUACCCAAAUCAACAAAAAUAUACGUAAGAUCCAGACCGCAGCAAUAAACCCAUAAUCACUUCAUUCCCAGCACUCGCUCAUAUAACACAUCCAUCCAUUCACAUUUCGCGCAAAACCACUUAUCGCUCUUUCAUCAAACGCGUUCCCGCACGUAACGGCAUAAAUACACAUGAACUGGCGAAAAGAGCUUCGUCAGAAAAAGAAGCGUAUAUACCUAUAUACGCACAAGCCGCAUCGCUCCAACACGAAAUUUCGCACUUGCGGGCUCUACCCUUAAUAAGCCCUCCCAAUAAUCCAGCCCCUCAUUAAGAUCCUCGGCUCGUUCGCAG